Molecule: messenger RNA, 1054 nt
Organism: Mercenaria mercenaria
Lineage: Eukaryota; Metazoa; Mollusca; Bivalvia; Venerida; Veneridae
Exons: 5
Coding region: 37-708 (223 amino acids)
Source: RefSeq, a predicted model, not a curated record
CUGAAUUGUUCGAUUGGUAGCAUACAACAGAUCAGAAUGCAGCUACUUAUGAUCCAGAUUCAGGUUUUGGUCACGAUUGGAACAAGCCUACAUUUUGCUGGUUGUGCUACCUUUAACAGCGAUAUCUGUGCUUGUAAAGACGAUUUCUGGAUUGGGACUGAAUGUCCUAAUAGAACAUGUGACAGAAAUACGUCAUAUGUACAAUGCUAUUGUCUCAUGAUGCAACCACUGAACGGCGGGAUUAUUGAUACUGAUGUUGAUAAAGUAAACGUUACUUGUGAAAGAAAAAGUUCUAAAUUACUUGAAGAAAAUAAUCAGACAUGUCUAAACAGUGAAAAUUGGAGUAAUCCAGUUCGUCUCUGCGUUCCAAAAGGUUGUGAGCUCUUUUUUUCGCAUCUCCAUGUAGAUGUUAUCAACAUUAUUAGAGUGCCUUAUGAGUGUAAAAAAACAAAGAAAAAUAUCAAACAGGGAAUGCCAAGCACCAAAAGCGCAGCCUCCUCAAAACGAACCCCCAAGAAGCUAUAUCACCUACCAGGACCUAAAUAUCAAAAGUGCUUGCAUACGGACGACGUUGCUUGUCCGCAAACUACUGACAGUGAAGGACAUGUUUGGAUUAAAUCUUCACCAGGGGAACAUAUUAUUGCAUGUCCUACUGGAUUUUCAGGUAACUUGGGGCGUAUUUGUUCAAGUAAGGAUUCCGUAAAAUGACAAAGGUUAUCGUCUGAAAUGUUUCAUUUUAACGUCGCUCCAACAAAAUUAUAAGUCAUACCAGCUUCUUUGAUGGUGGGGGAAGACCCCACGUGCCCCUCCGUGCAUUAUCACGAGCGGGCACCUGGGUAGAACCUUCGGUCUUCCGUACGCCAGCUGGAUGGCUGUCUCACAUGAAAAAUUCAACGCCCCGAUUGAGGAUCGAACCCACAUCGAUGAGGGGUAAGUGAUUUGAAGCCAGCGACCUUAACCACUCGGACACGUUGGUCCCGAAAUGUUUCAAUAGUCGCAUACAUUGUCGACACUGCACUUAUGUGGCAUCUUAAUCACUAUAUUUGGAUGACGG